CUUUUGUGACGUAUACUCAGCUUCAUAACCGUAAUAGUUUCCCUGAAAGAAAGUGAGUUUUCAAUUACUUCUCCAGGCACAAACUCACCAUGGGACGGGAGUCAAGACAUUACAGGAAACGCUCCACGUCCAGGGGCCGUUCUGGCAGUCGGUCAAAAAGCCGCUCACCGGACAAACGGUCUAAGAAAGACGACCGGGCCGCUAACCGUGACAGAGACCGUAAUCGGAGAGAGCGCUCACGGAGCAGAGACCGCCGUAGGUCACGAUCCAGGGACAGGAAACGACCCCGGCGUUCUAGGAGCAGGGACAGGAAGCGCUCCAGAAGCCGGGACAAGAGAAGAUCGAGAAGCAGAAGCCGGGGUCGCAGGUCCCGAUCCUCCAGCCCUGGAAAAAGCAGGAGACCAGAUGAAAAAUCUAAAAGCAAGGAAAAAGACAACCUGGAUGCCUUGGCAGAAAAGAAAAAGGCAAAAGAAGAAAAAGAAGAUGAGAAGGUUGAAGAUCAAGACUUUGACCAGAACAAGCUGGAGGAGGAGAUGAGGAAGAGGAAAGAGCGAGUGGAGAAAUGGCGAGAAGAGCAGAGGAAGAAGGCCAUUGAGAACAUUGGAGAGAUCAAGAGAGAGCUUGAGGAGAUGAAACAGGGAAAGAAGUGGAGCUUGGAGGAUGACGAUGAUGAUGAUGAUGAUGGGCCAACACCAAUAGAGGGAGAAGAGGAUGAGGAGGGGGAGGGGCAAGGGGAGAAGAAGGAGAAGAAGGAGAUCAAGGAAGAGAAGAAGGAGGAGGGAGAGGAGAAGGAGAUGCCCAUGGAGCAGGAGGCCGAGGAGGAUGAUAUUGAUCCACUCGAUGCCUACAUGGAGGAGGUGAAAGAGGAGGUGAAGAAGUUCAACAUGGGAGCCAUGAAAGGAAACGACAAGAAGGGAGGAAUGAUGGUAACGAAAGUCGUGACCGUCGUUAAAACCAAGAAAGGCCCUCACACCCACAAGAAGAAAGGCGAGCUGAUGGAGAAUGACCAGGAUGCAAUGGAGUACUCAUCAGAAGAAGAAGAGGUGGACCUGCAGACAGCACUCACAGGUUACCAGACCAAACAGAGGAAGGUCCUGGAGCCCGUGGACCACCAGAAGAUUCAGUAUGAGUCUUACCGCAAGAAUUUCUAUGUGGAGGUGCCCGAACUUGCCAAGAUGACCGUAGAAGAGGUGAAUGUGUACAGAUUGGAAUUGGAAGGAAUUACUGUCAAAGGGAAAGGUUGUCCCAAACCAAUCAAGACAUGGGUGCAGUGUGGCACAUCUAUGAAGAUCCUCAAUGCCCUGAAAAAGCACAGUUAUGAGAAGCCCACCCCGAUCCAGACCCAGGCCAUCCCAGCAAUUAUGUCAGGUCGCGACCUCAUUGGCAUUGCUAAGACAGGCAGUGGGAAGACCAUAGCCUUCCUGCUACCCAUGUUUCGACACAUCAUGGAUCAGAGGCCCCUGGAAGAGGCAGAGGGACCCAUUGCUGUGAUCAUGACUCCCACCAGAGAGCUUGCGCUACAAAUCACCAAGGAGUGUAAAAAGUUCUCCAAGCCUCUGGGUCUCCGGGUGGUUUGUGUGUAUGGAGGCACUGGUAUUAGUGAACAGAUCGCUGAGCUUAAGAGAGGAGCUGAAAUCAUUGUGUGCACACCGGGAAGGAUGAUUGACAUGUUAGGUGCCAACAGUGGCCGUGUCACCAACCUGCGGCGAGUUACAUAUGUGGUGGUGGAUGAAGCAGACAGAAUGUUCGACAUGGGCUUUGAGCCACAGGUGAUGCGUAUUGUGGAUAAUGUGCGUCCUGACCGUCAGACGGUCAUGUUCUCAGCGACCUUUCCCAGAGCAAUGGAAGCACUGGCCCGCAGGAUUUUGUCCAAGCCCAUUGAGGUCCAAGUGGGCGGUCGCAGCGUGGUCUGCUCCGAUGUGGAACAACAUGUGCUGGUGAUUGAGGAGGACAAGAAGUUCUUAAAGCUGCUGGAAAUUUUGGGUCACUACCAGGAGAAGGGCUCUGUCAUUAUCUUCGUGGACAAACAGGAACAUGCUGAUGGACUGCUCAAAGACUUGAUGAAGGCUUCCUAUCCCUGCAUGUCCCUGCAUGGAGGUAUCGACCAAUAUGACAGAGACAGCAUCAUCAAUGACUUUAAGAAUGGAGCAUGCCGGCUGAUGGUCGCCACCUCGGUAGCUGCCAGGGGGCUGGAUGUCAAGCAGCUGAUCCUGGUGAUCAACUACAGCUGUCCCAACCACUAUGAGGACUAUGUCCACCGAGCUGGACGCACAGGCAGGGCUGGUAACAAGGGUUAUGCCUACACCUUCAUCACAGAGGAGCAGGUUCGCUAUGCUGGGGACAUCAUCAAAGCUCUGGAGUUAUCCGGCUCUCCUGUCCCAGCUGAACUGGAGCAGCUCUGGGGUUCCUUCAAAGACCAGCAGAAAGCGGAGGGGAAGACCAUAAAGAGUAGCAGUGGCUUCUCAGGGAAGGGGUUUAAGUUUGACGAGACAGAGCAUGCCUUGGCCAAUGAGAGGAAGAAGCUCCAGAAGGCUGCUCUGGGACUGCAGGACUCUGAUGAUGAGGACGGAGCCCUGGAUAUCGAUGAGCAGAUUGAGAGCAUGUUCAACUCCAAGAAGAGGGUGAAAGACAUGUCUGCCUCCGGGGCUGCUGGAGCGACAGCAGGAGCCGUGUCCUCUGCAGCAGCUGCUGCUGCUGGGCUGACCAGCCUCGGGGCCCCCUCUGCUGGGAACAUCCAGAAACUGGAGAUGGCCAAGAGGCUGGCACUCCGGAUCAAUGCUCAGAAGAACCUUGGUGCUGAGGCUCAGGAUGUGAUGCAGCAGGCAACCAAUGCCAUCCUCCGUGGCGGCACCAUCAUGGCACCCUCUGUGUCAGCCAAGACCAUUGCAGAGCAGCUGGCAGAAAAGAUCAAUGCCAAGCUGAACUACACCCCAGUGGAGAAGAUGGAAGAAGAGCGGCAGGCUGCUGAGCAGUCAGAGACUGUCAAGAGAUAUGAGGAGGAGCUGGAGAUCAACGACUUCCCUCAGACUGCCAGGUGGAAGGUGACAUCUAAAGAGGCUCUCCAGCGGAUCGGAGAAUACUCGGAGGCAGCAAUCACGAUCAGAGGAACCUACUUUCCUCCAGGGAAGGAGCCCAAGGAAGGAGAACGCAAGAUCUACCUGGCUAUUGAAAGUGCAAAUGAACUGGCUGUGCAGAAAGCCAAAGCAGAGAUUACCAGGUUGAUCAAGGAAGAACUCAUUAGAUUACAAAAUUCCUACCAGCCAACAAGCAAAGGCCGAUACAAAGUGCUAUAGAGGAUGAACUCGGGCGCCAAGGAUUUCUCAUCUUUGAGUCUACAAUCACUUUUCCAACAGUUUGUCAUUAGAUUGUUCCAGGAUAUUUUACUCUACCCUUUUUUUUUUAAAAUAACAUUGCGCUCUAAUACUUAAGCUUUUAUGCAUUUGUCUCCCUUUUCCUCACGUGUUAUUGUAUGCUACCAUUAAGCCACCAGUGAUUUUUAUGAAUAGAAAAUGGAAAUGCCAUGCAAAGGGUUUAUCUCUUUUUCAUCCCAGUUUCACUUUAAAAUUCUGUAACCUGGCUGAGCCCAUUUAGAUAAAUUUGUAAGAUAAUUUUUGUUCAUUUUUACAUAUUUUUGAUGAGUUUCUGUAUUUCCUCAGUGCAAGUACUAGAUCAAACAUUGUAUGAAAAUAAUUAAGGGGUAAGGUGUGUUAUGUUUUUUUUGUUUUUUUUUACUCCCUCAUAAUAAAGCAGUGUGUUGCG
Lampris incognitus (smalleye Pacific opah) is the source of this 3759-nucleotide messenger RNA. RefSeq names its product DEAD (Asp-Glu-Ala-Asp) box polypeptide 46 (gene ddx46). NCBI's taxonomy places the organism in Eukaryota, Metazoa, Chordata, Actinopteri, Lampriformes, Lampridae. Bases 90 to 3293 code for a protein of 1067 amino acids. The transcript has 23 exons. The record is from RefSeq and is a predicted model, not a curated record. Gene Ontology annotation, molecular function: RNA helicase activity; RNA binding; ATP binding.